AUAUUGAGGUACCCUCGAGUGACACCACGGAGCUUCAAACAGGGUCUUUUUAAUGACUCCACGUGCUCUGAGGAAGGUCCCUGGACCCGUGGCAGAAAGUGCCGUAGCAUAAUGGCUACUAGCCUCGUACCGUUGUUCACGAAUGAGAAAGGAAGCUUUUUUCAGAGCUGAUCUUUCAUGAUGGCUGCGAGAGUGUUGGUCAAAGUAAAGCUAUGUGUAGCGACGCUUUCCUUGCCUCCAUUUGGAGACUAAGAGAUUGCGUUGAACUGAACAGGGGCCUACCAGACGAGGAAACUUCUCUUUUGUCAAUGAUAGAAAAGUUACAAUAUUUAUAUUUCAACGAACUUCAAACUGCACGGUAUCCAGUAAAAAAACAUAUCUUGCACACUUUAUCUCAGGGACGUCCGACAGACAUCAUUCUGGGAUACUGCCAUGGUGUAAUCAUGGUGUAAGAAUAUAAGGUGAACCAUUCCCGUGGAUGCAUAGUAGCCACCAAUCAGAAAUUUGCCCCAAACUUUAAAACACCAAUAUGGCGAUACAUUGAAACAAGUGAGAUACAAUGCCAUCGUGUUGUAUAAAGAAUUGCAAAAGUCGUACAUUUUACACCGACAAAAAAAAUAUAACAUUCUUUAGAUUUCCAAAGGAAAAAGUGAUAUUAGAGAAAUGGAUAAAUGCUUGUGGAAAGAGUGAAGACAACAUAAAAAUUAAUUCUGACACAAAUUGUGAUAGAACACAGCCAAAAUCUACUAAAACAUGUAUGAAACAAAUGAAACGACUCAAGGAGGGUUCUAUUCCCACAAAAAUGUUACUAUUGGAUAAAAGCAGGAAAAGAAGAAACAAAAAGGAACAAUAUCAGAUAGUGAUCAUGUUUCUGAUUGAACAAUGUAUCCAAGAAAAUAUAUAUAGUGAAGAAGAUAAUUUUGAUAAACAGAACUCUCUUAUAUCAUUGAACGACGUGCUAAGAGGAAAUGAGUACGUAUUUAAACCAAAGAAAAGUGGAAACUAUGAUGUAUUUGAGAUGUUAUUGCAAAAGUUACGAUGUUUUGAAAAUGAAAAUAAGAAACUUUUACAAGAGAACAAACAACUCAAGAAGAAAAAUGAGCAAUUAAACACACAAGUAGAACAACUGCAGACAAGUGUUAUGCAAAAUGCUUCUAUGAUACAGGUAAUGGAAAUAGAUAAAAGGAAAGAAGCAAAUAAAAUAGUCAUUAAUACGUUGCGAAAGGUAUUAACACUAGGACAGGUAAAAAGUAUUAUGUCACCGAAUAAUAUUCGUAAAAAAUGGUUAUCCGAGGAUAUAUCUGCAAUUGCUCUAAGAUCAUUGAGUCCAAAAGCGUACAGAUAUCUAAGGAAUAUUAAAAAAAUGCCAUUGCCGUGUGAAUCACCAUUACAAAAUUGGGUGGCAUCGUUCAGUAUUUCACCUGGCAUUUUAAAAGACGUGUUAAGAAUUAUGCAUGAUAAAGGAUACAAUCUCUCUACAGUGGAAAAAUUAACCAUUUUGAGCUUCGACGAAUUGUAUGUAUCUAAUAAAUUGGAUUUAGAAAGAAAAGAACAAAAAGUGUAUGGGCUUCACAAAACUUGUCAGUUUGUUAUGGCUCGAGGAUUAUUUAACACUUGGAAACAACCCAUUUAUUACAAUUUUGAUGAAUCUAUGAAAUGUCUCGCAACAUUUUAUUUACUUUAACGCAAGAUCUGUAUUUGGCUAAUUAUGUUGUAGCUAUUGUAUGUGAUAUGGGACCGACAAAUUUAAAAUUAUGGAGAGAAUUUAAUAUUGGAAUCAAUACUAAUAAUCAUCCCAACGACAUAAAAUGAAAAGCAAUAUUUCGUUAUACAUCCCGUAGACAAGUCAUCAAAAAUAUUCUUUUAUGCUGACGCCCCUCAUUUACUAAAAUCAGCAAGGAACAACCUAUUUGAUUCUGGGUUUUGGUGGAAAGAUAAUCUCGUGGAUGCAAGGUGUCUAGAAGAAUUAUUAAAACUUAAUACAGGCGAUUUAAAAAUUGUCCAUAAAUUAAGUAGAACACACCUUGAUGCUAAAGGGACACAAUGUCAAAAAGUAAAAUUAGCAGUUCAAGUAUUCUCCAAUACAAAUGCAUUGGCUAUUCGAUGGUGUAAAGCAAAUGGUCUUUUGCAUUCUGAUAACUGGGAACAAACCGCUUAUGUAUUAAAAUUAUUUAACGACUGGUUCGAUGUAUUUAAUAGCACAUUACAAUAUGGUCAUCACAGUGGCUUGCACGCUUAUAAUAUAAAUAUUGAGGAACAAAAUAAAAUAAUUAAUG
Molecule: messenger RNA, 2276 nt
Organism: Harpegnathos saltator (Jerdon's jumping ant)
Lineage: Eukaryota; Metazoa; Arthropoda; Insecta; Hymenoptera; Formicidae
Exons: 7
Coding region: 560-1684 (374 amino acids)
Source: RefSeq, a predicted model, not a curated record